Scaptodrosophila lebanonensis is the source of this 1941-nucleotide messenger RNA. It is a transcript of the gene Atg4a, whose product is annotated as cysteine protease ATG4B. Gene Ontology annotation, biological process: protein phosphorylation. Lineage: Eukaryota; Metazoa; Arthropoda; Insecta; Diptera; Drosophilidae. The coding region runs from base 294 to 1520 and encodes 408 amino acids. The transcript is spliced from 5 exons. The record is from RefSeq and is a predicted model, not a curated record. Gene Ontology annotation, molecular function: protein-phosphatidylethanolamide deconjugating activity; ATP binding; protein serine/threonine kinase activity.
CGGCGGAGGCGGAGGAGCUGAAUGUUAUCGUUGUAAUCAAGUCAAAAUAAAAAAAUAAUAAUUGAACAAAUAAGGGAGCCCAAGAAAAAGUGUUUCCAAUUAUAAAAAGCACUGCCAACAACAACAAAUGCAUUUGCAGUGCUGCCCGUAGUCGUCGGUGUGUAAGCAAAAAAUCCAGCGACGCUUUUGGCAAGACAGAGAAACAAAGGCAAAAUCAAAAACGUCAUUGGGUGGCAAUUAAACAAGCGCCCCUGACAGUAUCAGUGGUGGCGUCGAUAGCGGAGCGUUCGUAGAUGCUUAUUGGCUUUUACGCGCAGCUAACACGCAAAAUGGACAGCGUAUUCGAAGCGUAUUUGGGCCCCGACAGCGUGCUGGCUGGCGCUGUUGGUGGCGCCGUGGGUAGUGGCGAGCCGGAGGACAUACCAAAGAGGAAUACCGAUGUUUGGGUGCUGGGCAAACGCUAUAAUGCCGUGCAGGAACUGGACCUGAUACGGCGGGACAUACAGACCCGACUAUGGUGCACCUAUCGUCAUGGUUUCGUGCCACUGGGUGAAGUGCAAUUAACCACAGACAGGGGUUGGGGCUGCAUGCUUCGCUGUGGUCAGAUGGUAUUGGCCCAGGCCUUGAUUGAUUUACAUUUGGGACGUGACUGGUUCUGGACGCCUGAAUGUCGUGACUCUACGUAUCUGAAGAUAGUGAAUCGGUUUGAGGACGCACGCAAAAGUUAUUACUCUAUACAUCAGAUUGCGCUGAUGGGAGAGUCUCAGAACAAAGCGGUGGGCGAGUGGAUUGGACCAAACACAGUGGCACAGAUCUUGAAAAAACUGGUGCGUUUCGACGACUGGAGUUCGUUGGCUGUGCACGUGGCCAUGGACAGCACUGUGGUGCUUGAUGAUAUACUUACGCUUUGCCUUUCGCCAGGCGACAACAGCUGGAAGCCUUUGCUACUUAUUAUACCUUUGCGCUUGGGCAUCAGCGACAUAAAUCCGAUAUACGUGCCCGCCUUAAAACGCUGCUUAGAGCUAGAAAGCAGUUGCGGCAUGAUUGGUGGUCGUCCAAACCAAGCGCUAUAUUUCCUUGGUUAUGUGGACGAAGAGGUGCUUUACUUAGAUCCGCAUACAACGCAAAGAACUGGAGUAGUGUCGCAGAAGUUGACACCCGAGGAGCAGGAGCAUGACGAGACUUUUCAUCAAAAACAUGCUGCACGUUUAAACUUUAGUGCCAUGGAUCCUUCACUGGCCGUCUGUUUUCUGUGCAAGACGCGUGACCAGUUCGAUGCCUUCCUGCAGCAAUUGCGCAAUGAGGUACUCAAAGUGUGCACGCCGGCAUUGUUUGAGAUUACACAGGCACGGGCCGUCGACUGGGACACGGUGGAGGAUAUUGAGUGGCCAGCCAUACCGGACAUAGACUGGCCAGCGAGUUCCGACUCCGAGUCGUUCGCCAUUGUGGGCGAAAGCAAUAGUAAACAAAAUGCGAGUGAGUGUAAAAAGACGGAAAGCACUCGGAGUGCCAUCAUUUGAGUGCUCGCGCUCAUGGCGUCUGCGCGCUGCGAAGCCGCUAUCGCUGCCACCGUCACCGCCUCAGUGAACCUUAAGAAGCAUGAACCUGUGUGCACCGGCGUGCGAAACUGGAGCAGCCUGCUAGCCAGCCAGCCCGAGCAGCUUAAUUGGAGCAGCAGCUAUCGGCCGCUUGGAUGCUGCGCCCUCACCUGACUGUGGAUGCAGUAAAUUAAACUACAGUGCAUUAAUAAUAAGCUACUCGUCAUUUUCGAAUAGAACCGUUUGCUGCCGUUGGUUUUCUUUUAAAUUGUAUGUACCUUUAUUUCAUUGUAUUGUAUUUGGUUUUCGAUUCAAUUGUUAAUAGGCUGCUUUAUUGUACGAUUGACUCCAUGGGAGACAAUUUGGCAAAUACACACACAAUGUUCAUGCUUUUUUCUACUAA